UUCGUGACCCGACUGUCAUUGGACGUGUUUUUUUUCUACUAACUUGACUAGGUUAAUUGUGCUCUCGACCUGUUCUUGGUGUUCUUGGUUCAGAAGAGGCCUUGCUUGCUUGCUGGAAAUAGUGCCGUUUGUCGAGUUCAAGUCCUCAGACUAAGCCCGUAACCCGUAAUUACAGCUAAUGAAGAAGUCUGCAUAUUUCGGACGACUCUGGCAAGCAGUGACAGACGGAAGCAAUGUGAUUUCCUGUGGUAGAACAGUGUGUUGUAGGUGUCACUCUAGCAAGGCUUACUAGAAGAGAACCGUCGACCGAGCGUUUGCUGGAGUGAUUAGUUUGUCUAAUGAAAACAUAUCCGCACUGGCGGCACUCGAAUCCAUCACAACCGUCAGGAUUAGUGUUAUUGAGUUGAGUGGGCAAUGUGAGCAAAGGUGCUCCAACAACGGUCGGUUCUUGGUGACAGGAGACUCCACUCCUGAAAGACGGCGACUACCGUCUCGACUCGAGACGAAUAAUUUGUACAGAAGAAGGAAAAUAAUCGUGGAAAAAGUUAACUCCCACUGGGGAUGCACAGAAGAGUGGCUGUGAGAGUGAAUCAACUUUUGCAGCGUUUUAACUGAACUCUGCUGGAGUUGGGCAGCACUAGGGUUUUGUGGGGGAAGUAAUCGGUUGGCAGUGGGUAGCAGAAAAAAACAUGGAUUAAUUUAAUACCCAUCACGUCGUCUCGAGAAUCGAACGCGGGUGGCAGUGAAAUGCGGCCGGAAUGUGACUGGCCGGAAAUAAAGCAGGAAAGGAAUGUGGAACAGAGUUGAAAUCAAUUCGCUUUCAGGACGAUUCGUGUGAAGUGCUUUCCACUCAUAUUGAUACCGCCGAAGUGUUGCGCAAAAAAUGUUGGUGAAGCUCGUGAUUGGAGGAUUCUUCCGGAUAGCGAUGCUGACGGGCAUCUUUCCACUGCAUCUGCGCCACGUUCGAAUUCCAUCCUACAAAUUCCGCGGUGAGUCCGCCCUGCUCGAGUGUCAGUACGAGCUGGCCAACGGGAAUCAGUAUUUCCGGGAUCGACCGGAUUAUCGUGGAUCCCGCACACAUUCGACUAACGAUGACUACUACAAUGACAGCGAUGGCGUAGGGGCUAGAUCCGGAACGGGAAAUGGCGCUUACGGAGAGAAGAUCUACUCGGUUAAGUGGUACAAGGACAACGAAGAAUUCUACCGGUACGUUCCGUCGGCGAAUCCGCCGAUCAAAAGCUACAAAAUUGAUGGUAUUCGGGUCGAUCCCAACCAUUCGGACAACACGAAAGUGCUGCUGCGAGCACUAACACUAAAAUCUUCCGGCCUGUACCGAUGUGAAAUAUCGGCGGAAGCACCCAGUUUUGAUUCAGUCCAGGGCGAAGGACGAAUGGAUGUGAUAUACAUUCCAAAGGACGGCCCACACAUCAACGGUGAUGUCGAUCGCCACUCCUACAGCAUGGGAGAAACGCUGGAACUCAACUGCACAUCCGGUCGGUCCUAUCCGGCAUCCACCUUGCAGUGGUACCUCAACGAUCAACUGGUCACCGAUCCGGGCAUGUUGGUUCCGUACCCGCGCUUUCAGAAUGCCCACGGUCUGAUCAUCAGCUAUCUGGGGCUGAAUGUGGUGGUUGGACCUCAUCACUAUGAAAACGGCAUACUGAGAAUCAAAUGCGUGGCCAGUCUGUCACCGGUGCUGUGGCGUGAGGGCAAAGAAAGUAUACUGCAGUGGGAACAACCCACCAUCGACAAUCGGGAAGCGAUGCUGCUCGUAAGAAGUGGCACCAACGCGCAUCGAUCGAGCAGCUGCUUGCUUCUACUCGCUGGCUUAGCGGUAGGUUUGUUAGCGUAUUUGUUAUGAAGUAGAGAAUUUUCCGUUGUCGUCUGAAAAGGGCAUUUCGAAUGUGAUUUAUUUUUGCGAGCUUACCCUUUGUUAUAUAUAUAUUUGCAGUGAUCAAUAGUUGCUUUUUGUGAGAUACAAAAAUAUAGACAGAAAGAGAUGAUACAUUUUAGCAGUUUUAGAGUAAUGUAGUGUAAAUAGUAAGACAUUCAAAAUUACACAGCAGUGUGCAAAACUAAAGUGACGUUUGUAAAUAGUACGGAAGUGGUAAAAAGAGACGAAAAAGAUUUUUUAG
This is a messenger RNA of Malaya genurostris, 2135 nucleotides long. RefSeq lists its product as uncharacterized. Bases 884 to 1861 code for a protein of 325 amino acids. The transcript is spliced from 4 exons. NCBI's taxonomy places the organism in Eukaryota, Metazoa, Arthropoda, Insecta, Diptera, Culicidae. The record is from RefSeq and is a predicted model, not a curated record.